UCGGAUCCUACCCGCCUGGAACUUUCGCGGCCCCGGCACGCGAACGCAGCACUCCACAGUGGCCUCUUCGACCGUCCAGACCGUCCAGACAGAUGCGAAAGAAGCCCCGCCGAGUCCUCUUCCCCAGAAUAAUGCAUAUAUCGUGUCCCCCGUCGCUGGGACCCCCGCUUACCGUCCGAUGAAGAUGAGGGUUGCAAUCCGCGAGCAGCUUGCGGCCCUCGUGAUAUUCGCAGUCCUAGUAGCCUUGGCUAUCGUCUCGAUCCCGACGUGGAUAUUUGUGCACAACUUUGUCGUCGACGUCGAAUCUGACGGGCUCGCCUUGACUGCGUCGCUGAAGGCGGCGAGAAUCUCCUCCGAGAUAGAAUUGGUCCAGACAACCUGCCAGUCCAUUGCGUCACGGCUACUAAUCCAAAAUGGUCUCUCGACUUUCUAUGAAGCAGGCGGCGAGGAGCCAUUCGUGGAAGCUCACAAGGAUCUACAGACUGCCCUCACAUCAGGCGGCCUCUCAGGACUACUGCAGGCAAGGCUCUACUCUCGAAACACGACCGGCAACCCUGGGGGCCUCCUCAACGUGACGGGCAGCGGGAUUGGGAACCAGACGCUGAACAUCCAGCUUCCCUACCUGACCCCGGAUGGAGUCAGGGCCAACCUCAGCGAUACCUCGUACGGAUACCCGCCCAUGCUCUACCCCAACAUCACGUACCAGGACCUGGGAUAUGCGAAUCCUUCCAUGCCCGACACGCCUGCUUUCGCUGCGAACGCCUUCCCCGACGUCCGGCUGAGCAACAAUGGCGGCCUCCUCCUGGGUCCCCUGGUGAUCAACGAGUCAUACGCCUUGAUAUCCAUCACCAUUCCCAUCAGGUCCAACAAAAUACGCGAGUUCAUCCUCGGGUAUAUGACAUUGGUCGCGUCUGCCGAGUCGUUGGUCAGCAUUCAGAUGUCCCGCGAGGGGCUGGGCAACACGGGCAUGGUGCUCAUGAUAAGCUCCAUCAACCCCUUCAACCGCUUCAAUUCCUCCUUAUCUGUGAGCAAUGGCUCAUAUACCCCUCCCCUGGAACCCUUUGCGAAUUCCGAUGUGCGCUUCGUCCUUCCCCCCGUCCCGGCCCCUGGCCAGCCGGACCGGCAUACGUCGCAUAGCUUUGGCUCGGGCGACUUCUACGACAACUUCCCCCUCAAGGACUACCCGGCCGCUUUGAAAGUCUUUUACGCCAACAACUCCAAAGUAAACAACGCCACAUCGACGCUGUCCACCAAGAACGAGCAAGGCAAGUCGGUAGCUGUUGGCGUGGCACGUCCACAGACAACCCUCGUUAGCUGGGCCGUGAUCGUAGAGCAAGACAAGAAGGAGGCCUACGCGCCAAUCUCAAAGCUGAGGAAGAUCCUGCUUGGCUGCGUGUUUGGCACCGCCGGGCUCAUCUUGGUUCUCAUCAUCCCUUGCGCCCACCUGAGCGUCUUGCCGAUUCGGAAGCUAAAGGCGGCGACGGAAAAGUCAAUCGCUCCUCCAGGAUACGAGACCGAGUACGGGGACGAUUAUGACGAUGAGGACCCAAGCUCUGGUGGCACUGUGUCCCACGCAUCGGAAAAGGGCUUCUUUGGGAAGAUCAAGCGGCGGAUAAGGAAACGGAAAGCGAGGGCGAGAAUGGAGCAAGACGGGGACUCUCAUCGCCGGGUAUUCAAGAUACCCGGGAGAGUCGACGAUCGGAAGCAUUUCAUCACCGAUGAGCUGACAGAGCUGACCCAGACGUUCAACGAGAUGACCGAGGAAUUGUUUAAGCAGUACACGUCACUGGACCAGAAGGUUGCCGAGAGGACUAAGGAGUUGGAAAUCAGCAAGAAGGCCGCAGAGGCGGCGAACGAGAGCAAAACGCUGUUCAUCGCCAACAUUUCGCACGAGCUUAAGACGCCGCUCAACGGCAUCAUGGGCAUGUGCGCCGUCUGCAUGGAAGAGGAUGACAUUGUCCGGAUAAAACAGUCUCUCAAGACUCUCUACAAAUCAGGUGACCUCCUCCUCCACCUCCUCGAGGACCUCCUCAGCUUCUCGAAGAACCAGAUAGGCCAGCAGAUCAGUCUCGAGGAGAAGGAGUUCCGACUGGGCGAUAUUAGGUCGCAGAUGGUGUCCAUCUUCGACAAGCAGGUGCGGGAGCACGAUAUCACCUUCACCGUCAGCUUCGUCGGUGCCGAGAAUACCGAUUCGAAUCCGGGGCCCGACAGGACUAGCAUGGAUAGGAGGCUGCCAGCACUGGGACCCCCAGGAGCAGGUCGACUAAAGGACAUGUGUCUCUGGGGCGACCAGCACCGGAUUCUCCAAGUUAUCAUCAACUUGGUGAGCAACAGUCUCAAGUUUACACCGGCGGGAGGCAAGGUCCAGCUCAGGAUACGAUGCCUCGGGGAAAUCGAGCAACCGAGUGAUGAGAGCAGGUCAUCGUCGUUUUCCAAGAGCGGUUCAAAUAGAGGAGGCCGCUCUCGUCACAGGGUGGGAUCCGGAUCCACGCACUCGGGUAGCUCGAAGGCGCAAACAACAUCAGUGACGCCUGUCAAGGGAGGUACGGCGCUCUCGAUCAACCCCCUGGAUCCGAAGGCCACGCCGCAGGUGCACAUUUGGGAGAGGUCACCGACGCCUCCACCAGUCAGUGCCAAGCCCUUCAUGUUCGAGUUCGAGGUCGAGGACUCGGGUCCCGGUAUCGCCGAGCACAUGCAUGACAAGAUCUUCGAGCCGUUUGUACAGGGUGAUCCGGGGCUGAGCAAGAAGUUCGGCGGCACUGGUCUUGGUCUGAGUAUCUGCUCGCAACUGGCCAAAUUGAUGGGAGGAUCGAUCACCCUCAAGAGCGUCGUUGGCGUGGGCACUACCUUCAAAAUGCAGAUUCCUCUGAAAUACGUGAGGGACCGCGCGUCGAGCACUGCGUCGAGCAGCAUGACCUCCCGGCCUCCAAGCAUAGGGUCUGCGGAUGGUGAUGGUCAGGGCAACUCACUGGCCAAGGCUUCGGCUGAUCAAAAGUCUGCCCCCGUCAUGGAUAAACGACCGCGUCUCAUCGGCUUAAGUCAACCGUUCUUCGCUUCGAACCCCAGUCCGGUACUGAGCAAGGAAGAUCAGAUGGCUGCCAUAAACAGGGCAAUAGCCAAUAAGAGCGACGGCAAGCUCCGCGUCUUAGUCGCCGAUGAUAACUCGACCAACAUCGAAGUUGUCAGCAAGAUGCUCAAGCUCGAGGAUGUGUACGAUGUCACUAUUGCGACGGACGGCCAGGAAGCAUAUGACCUGGUGAAGGCGAACAUGGAGAAGAACCAACGUUUCGACGUCAUCUUCAUGGACAUUCAAAUGCCAAACUUGGAUGGCUUGCAGUCGACCCGCCUCAUCCGCAAGAUGGGCUACUCGGCGCCCAUCGUCGCUCUCACGGCCUUCUCCGAGGAGAGCAACGUCAAGGAGUGCAUAGAGUCGGGAAUGGACGAGUUCCUGGCUAAGCCCAUACGACGUCCGGCGCUGAAGCAGGUGCUGAAGAAGUUCGCGACGAUACCCGAGGAGCCCGAGACGGCAAGCCUGACGAGGAAGACGACGCCGGAUAGCGCGGAGGGUCGGGAUAAGCAACCAGGCUUGGUGGGGUUGACCGAAGCCAAUGGCGACGGAAAAGCACCGAACAGUUGAUGAUGCCUACCAAUGGAAUGUUGU
Molecule: messenger RNA, 3661 nt
Organism: Phialemonium atrogriseum
Lineage: Eukaryota; Fungi; Ascomycota; Sordariomycetes; Cephalothecales; Cephalothecaceae
Exons: 3
Coding region: 179-3637 (1152 amino acids)
Biological process (GO): phosphorelay signal transduction system; phosphorylation
Molecular function (GO): phosphorelay sensor kinase activity
Source: RefSeq, a predicted model, not a curated record